AUGAAUAGUGUUACAUUGGGAGGAAGUGGUGGAUUUGUACCAGGUGGAUAUGUUCAACACCCUGUAGCCGCAUCAGGAGGUAUGGAACACCACCCUGGUCAGUAUAGUAUGUCACAAAAUCCAUCUAAUGCAAAUACAAAUGAACAGUUGGUACCUGGUGAGCAUUCUUCAUUACCACACCUAACAAUGAUACCACCACAUCAUUUGAGUAAUACUGGUGACUAUGGAAAUACACCUAGUCAACUACGUAAUAGGUGUAAACUGGGAGUGUUCAGCCAUAGAGUAUGUGAAAAGGUCAGUGCUAUUAAGGUAGCAUCUUAUCAUGAGAUGACUGAGCAUCUAAUAAAUAUGGAAUUAGGUGAUGGGCCAGGUAGAUCUAAGAAUCCAGAAGCAAAGAAUAUUCGAAGGAGAGUUUAUGAUGUAUUAAAUGUAUUAUUAGCAAUUGGGGUUGUUAGACGUAGUGUAGGAGUUGGUAAGAACCUAAUUUGGGCUGGAUUAGAUCCAGAGAGACCAUUAAUUGACCAAUUAGUUGAGAGAUCGCGUAUGGAUCAUACUGGCAGACUAUCAAGUGGACCUGAUGAAUUGAGAUCUGAAGAACAAGCUAGGGCAGAAGUAGAAACUGCCAAAAUUGCUUAUCUUACUGCCUUUGAAGCUCAAGUUAAUGCUUUACAAGAAACUAUUAGACAACGACUAUCUACAUGUAAUGAUAAGGAUAUAGUUGCUGCUGCAGAAUAUAUAGGGGUUAAACAAUUAUUACAACCUGUACAACAUCCUCACUUACAUAGUCAUUUAAAUAACCCUAAUAUUGCAAUACCAGAGGAAUAG
Messenger RNA from Cryptosporidium muris RN66, 825 nucleotides. Its product is annotated as transcription factor E2f/dimerization partner domain-containing protein. Lineage: Eukaryota; Apicomplexa; Conoidasida; Eucoccidiorida; Cryptosporidiidae. The coding region runs from base 1 to 825 and encodes 274 amino acids. The record is from RefSeq and is a predicted model, not a curated record. Gene Ontology annotation, cellular component: transcription regulator complex; nucleus. The transcript has a single exon. Gene Ontology annotation, biological process: regulation of cell cycle; regulation of transcription by RNA polymerase II. Gene Ontology annotation, molecular function: DNA-binding transcription factor activity, RNA polymerase II-specific; RNA polymerase II transcription regulatory region sequence-specific DNA binding.